AUGGGUGACAAUUAUUAUAUUGUUAAAUGCUAUUUUGAUUAAUUUUUCUUGUUAUCUGAUUUACUUGCGUGCAUUGUUAGAUAGUUAUUAAUUUGAGAAAUGUUGUAGAAAUAGGGGAAACUAUGGCCAAUUUUUUUUAGGAUUCUUAAACGAACAUGUGUUUUAAUAUUUAAUUACUAAGUGUGCUUUAAAUUUUUCUAGCAACUUGUAAGUUUUUUAUUUCAAUCUUGUUUGUUAGGAAUUUUAUUUUUAUUUUUAAAAUGGAUAAGUCAUGGAUGGAAGAGAAGAGAGAAACCCCACAAUUCGUAGAAGGAUUUAAUAACUUUUUAGAGUUUGCCCUAAAGAAUUGUAGCGAUCCUGAAAAAAUUCGCUGUCCUUGUGUCGAUUGUGGUAAUAUAUCAAAAGGAAAUAUUACCAUGUUAAAGAAUCAUGUAUUUUGUCGUGGAAUCGAUAAAAGUUAUACUAAAUGGUAUUGGCAUGGGGAAUCGAUGAAGGGAGACCCAUAUCCGUUAGGUAGGCGAGGGGUCGAUGAUCAUUUUGAAAGUAAUGAUUGUGAUGAUCAUCCUACAGAAUUGCUUGAUGAUGCUCAAGAAGAGUUUAUUCAUGAUCCUGAAAAAUUUGAUAGCAUGGUUAGAGAUGCAGAUAAGUCGUUAUUUAGUGGUUGUGAAAAACGCCGACUAUCAACUAUGGUGAAAUUUUAUAACAUAAAGGCGGAGAAUGGAGUAAGUGAUAAGUGUUUUAGUCAAUUUCUAUCUGCUUUUAAAGAGAUCCUGCCGAUGGAAAAUUGCUUUCCAGAGUCGACAUAUGAGGUGAAGAAAACUUUAAGUUCGAUAGGGUUGAAGUAUGAGAAGAUUCAUGCAUGUCCAAAUGAUUGCAUUUUAUAUCGUAAAGAGCAUGCCCACAUGGACACUUGUCCGGAAUGUGGUUUGCCACGGUACAAGCCGAACAAGAGUAAGGAGAUCCGAAAACUUAUUCCAGAGAAAGUCUUGUGGUACAUGCCUUUAAUUCCGCGACUGAAGCGGUUCUAUCGAAGUGCAGAAACUGCUGAAAACUUAUUAUGGCACGAGAAAAGGCGAGUGAAAGACGGUAAACUCCGACAUCCUGCUGAUUCACAGGCUUGGAAAAAAGUAAAUUAUUUGAAUCCAGACUUCGCAGCUGAACCAAGACAUCUACGGCUUGGUCUAUCAGCCGAUGGAGUAAAUCCACAUAGAUCUCUUAGCAGCCGACAUAGUUCAUGGCCUGUGUUUCUUGUUAUGUACAACCUUCCUCCUUGGUUGGUGAUGAAAAGGAAAUUUACGAUGUUAUCGCUAAUGAUUUCAGGGCCUAAACAGCCGGGACAUGAUAUCGAUGUUUAUUUGGCACCAUUAGUUGAUGACUUGAAAGAGUUGUACGAAGAUGGUGUUGAUGCAUACGAUGGUUUUAAGAAAGAAGUUUUUAAGUUGAAGGCUGUGCUGUUGUGGACUGUUAGUGAUUUCCCUGCGUAUAGUAAUCUAUCAGGGUUGAGCACAAAAGGCUAUGAAGGUUGUCCUAUUUGUUGUACCAAUACACGAGCUCGUCGGUUGUCAAAUGGACGCAAAAUGUGUUACAUGGGCCAUAGACGAUAUUUGCCCCUAAGUCACCCUGACAGAAAUAAAAAACAAGCAUUUGACGGUACUGUAGAACGAGAAGUUGCACCUUUGCCACUUUCAGGGCGACAAAUUCUUGAAGAAGUUGAGAAAAUAGAUUUCAAGUAUGGAAAGGGCAAGAAAAAGAGAAACCCCAAUGGAUGUUUUCAAAGAAAAUCGAUUUUCUUCCGUCUUCCAUACUGGAAAGAUUUACUUGUUAGACAUUGUUUGGAUGUCAUGCACAUAGAAAAGAAUGUGUGUGAAAGCAUUGUCGGUACGUUACUUGACAUCCCUGGUAAAAGUAAAGAUGGUUUGUCUAGUCGUUUAGACCUUGUUGAGUUGGGUAUAAGACACAGUUUGGCACCUGUGGAUAAAGGCAAACGUACAUAUUUACCUCCUGCAGCUUUCACAUUGUCUAAAGAAGAGAAACAAGCCGUAUGCAACUCAUUUGCAAAGAUGAAAGUGCCUGAUGGGUAUUCAUCUAACGUUCGAAACUUAGUGUGUAUGGAAGAAUUAAAGUUAAUGGGUAUGAAAUCGCAUGAUUGUCACACGUUAAUGCAACAAUUACUUCCAAUUGCCAUUCGAUCAGUCUUACCUAAAAAAGUUCGACAAACUUUGACAAAGGUUUGCAUAUUCUUUAAUCAAUUGUGUGGGAAAGAAUUAGAAAUGAAGAAAUUGAAUUCAUUGCAUGAUGACAUAGUUAAAACUCUAUGCAAUCUUGAAAAAUAUUUCCCUCCAUCAUUCUUUGACAUCAUGAUACAUUUGAUGGUCCAUCUAGUAAGAGAAGCGAAGUUGUGUGGGCCAGUUUGGGCGAGAUGGAUGUAUCCAUUUGAACGAAAUAUGAAGGUAUUGAAAGGUUACGUGCGUAAUCACAAUCGGCCUGAAGCUUGUAUGGUUGAGUGUUAUAUAUCAGAGGAGGCAGUGGAAUUUUGCACGGAGUACAUAGCAGGAGUUGAUGCAAUCGGACUUAGCAAGCCACGAAAUCAUUCAAACGGGGUUGAUAGAGGAUUACGAGGGAAAGGAUCAAUGGUGACUGUAUCUAGAUCGGAAUUGGAUCAAGCUCAUUUGCUUGUGCUUGAGAAUAACCCUGAAGUCCAACCAUAUAUAACUGAUCACUUGGAAUUAUUACAAUCAAUGAUUCCAACUAAGGUCAAGAAUAAACAGAGAUGGGUACUAGAGGAGCAUCGUAAAACAUUUAUUGGAUGGUUAAAGAAUACCAUUCUAGCUAUUGAUCAUGGUGUGUCGAAAGAGUUAGAAUACAUAUCGUUUGGACCAGAUACUCAAGUAGUAAAGCAUCAUGCUUACAUUGUGGGGGGGAAAAGAUUUCAUACAAAGGAAAGAGAUGAUGCUCGAACGGUUCAAAAUAGUGGAGUAAGUAUUGUUGCAGAAGCAAUGCAUUUUGCAUCAACAAAGGACAGAAACCCGGUGCAAUCCACUAUGACAUAUUACGGGGUUGUUGAUGAAAUUUGGGAGCUUGAUUAUGGAUUGCUUCGAAUUCCACUUCUUAAAUGCUCUUGGGUGGAGAAUAAAGGCGGAGUUAGAACAGACGAACUUGGUUUCACUUUGGUUGAUUUAAGCAAAAGAGGUAGCAAGAACGAUCCUUUUAUCAUGGCUACCCAAGCGAAACAAGUAUUUUACAUAACUGAUCCCAUUGAUUCUAAAUGGUCAGUUGUUUUACGGACACCAGAGCGACAACAUUUAGAUAACGAAAAUGAAGAAGAAAAUGUUGAUUUAUGUCAUGAUAGUUUUGUUGAUCAUCAACGGAUACACGAACAAGUCGAUGAACUCAAUGAUACAUAUGAAGAUGAUGAUGAUGAAUACAUUAGAAGCGAUGUUAGUGAAGGGAUAUGGGUUGAUUGUGCAUCAUCUAAAAAGAAAAGAAAACGUGUUAAAUGAGUAGAUGACAAAGCAAAAGGAUGCAAAUAAGCCAAAAGGACGAGGCAGGACAAAAAAGAAUGACAUCAACAAUCUGAAAGCUCAAGGACGCAAGACAAAACUAGAGUGGAAUGAGAAAGGAGAACCUAUAGGAACAGCAUA
Messenger RNA from Cannabis sativa, 3641 nucleotides. RefSeq lists its product as uncharacterized. The record is from RefSeq and is a predicted model, not a curated record. The transcript is spliced from 3 exons. NCBI's taxonomy places the organism in Eukaryota, Viridiplantae, Streptophyta, Magnoliopsida, Rosales, Cannabaceae. The coding region runs from base 261 to 3500 and encodes 1079 amino acids.